Messenger RNA from Mustela erminea (ermine), 3770 nucleotides. It is a transcript of the gene KCNK3, whose product is annotated as potassium two pore domain channel subfamily K member 3. Bases 224 to 1438 code for a protein of 404 amino acids. Gene Ontology annotation, molecular function: open rectifier potassium channel activity; potassium ion leak channel activity. The transcript is spliced from 2 exons. Lineage: Eukaryota; Metazoa; Chordata; Mammalia; Carnivora; Mustelidae. The record is from RefSeq and is a predicted model, not a curated record. Gene Ontology annotation, cellular component: membrane. Gene Ontology annotation, biological process: potassium ion transmembrane transport; stabilization of membrane potential.
GGCCGGGCGGAGGAGGGCGGUGGGUGGUGCUGAAGGGACAGCUCCGCGGCGGCGGCAGCGGCGGCGUUGGCGGCGGCGGCCCCGGGGCGCGGAGCGGGUGCCCGGCUUGGGGAGCGGCGAGCGCAGCCAUGCCCCAGGCCGCCUCCGGGGCAGCAGCAGCGGCGGCCGGGGCCGGGGCGCGGGCCGGGGGCGCCGGGGGGCCGGCGGCGGCUCGGGCGGGACGAUGAAGCGGCAGAACGUGCGCACGUUGGCGCUCAUCGUGUGCACCUUCACCUACCUGCUGGUGGGCGCCGCGGUCUUCGACGCGCUCGAGUCGGAGCCCGAGAUGAUCGAGCGGCAGCGGCUGGAGCUGCGGCAGCAGGAGCUGCGGGCGCGCUACAACCUCAGCCAGGGCGGCUACGAGGAGCUCGAGCGCGUCGUGCUGCGCCUCAAGCCGCACAAGGCCGGCGUGCAGUGGCGCUUCGCCGGCUCCUUCUACUUCGCCAUCACCGUCAUCACCACCAUCGGCUAUGGCCACGCGGCGCCCAGCACCGAUGGCGGCAAGGUGUUCUGCAUGUUCUACGCACUGCUGGGCAUCCCGCUCACACUCGUCAUGUUCCAGAGCCUGGGCGAGCGCAUCAACACCUUCGUGAAGUACCUGCUGCACCGCGCCAAGAGGGGGCUGGGCAUGCGGCGCGCCGACGUGUCCAUGGCCAACAUGGUGCUCAUUGGCUUCUUCUCCUGCAUUAGCACGCUGUGCAUCGGCGCCGCCGCCUUCUCCUACUACGAACACUGGACCUUCUUCCAGGCCUACUACUACUGCUUCAUCACGCUCACCACCAUCGGCUUCGGCGACUACGUGGCGCUGCAGAAGGACCAGGCGCUGCAGACGCAGCCGCAGUACGUGGCCUUCAGCUUCGUGUACAUCCUCACGGGCCUCACGGUCAUCGGCGCCUUCCUCAACCUCGUGGUGCUGCGCUUCAUGACCAUGAACGCCGAGGACGAGAAGCGCGACGCCGAGCACCGCGCGCUGCUCACGCGCAACGGGCAGGCGGGCGGGGGCGGCGGGGGCGGCGGGGGCGCGGGCGCGGGCGGCAGCGCGCACACCACGGACACCGCCUCGUCCACUGCCGCGGCCGGGGGCGGCGGCGGCGGCGGCUUCCGCAACGUGUACGCCGAGGUGCUGCACUUCCAGUCCAUGUGCUCGUGCCUCUGGUACAAGAGCCGCGAGAAGCUGCAGUACUCCAUCCCCAUGAUCAUCCCGCGGGACCUCUCCACGUCCGACACGUGCGUCGAGCAGAGCCACUCGUCGCCCGGAGGGGGCGGCCGCUACAGCGACACGCCCUCACACCGCUGCCUGUGCAGCGGGGCGCAGCGCUCGGCCAUCAGCUCCGUGUCCACGGGCCUGCACAGCCUGUCCACCUUCCGCGGCCUCAUGAAGCGCAGGAGCUCCGUGUGAACGCCCCCGCGGGGGCCUGGAGCGCCUGGGAGUGGCGGGGGGCGGGGGGCGGGAGGAGGCCCCAUGGGAUUCUCCCCACACCCCUCACACCCUCCCCCCCCCCCCGUACCCCCAUCUCCAACUGUGCCUGCUCGCGCACCAGCUGGCAGGAGCCCGGGCUCUGAGGAUGUCUCCGGACAUCCGUGCCCUGCAAAUUCCAAGAAAUGUGAAAGGUGGGGGGUGGGGGGUGGGGGAGGGAAGGGAGAAGCUGGGAGCCUCCCAUCCCUCUGGAAAUCUAAGGAGCUCCCCAGUUCUCAGAGGCCCUGCUGGUACCCAGACUACCCCCCCACCGACCUCCUCCAUCCGGAGGGAACUUCGUGUUCCGUGUAAGUUUGCAUCUCUAUUUAUACCUCUGUCCUGCCAGGUCUCCUACCUUCCCGAGGCUUCAAAGGCCAGGGUGUCUUUGUUCAGGUCACCCCCACUCAGCCCCACUCCCCAUCCUCAUCCCCAGCUGUGUCUCCCAACCUCCCACUACCUUUUGUGUUGUUUUGCAUGGCUUUGCAGUUAAUGGAGAAAGUGGAAACCCAGCAGUCCCUAGAGCUAGUCCCCAGAAGGCAGGCAGACUGAAACAAGAACAGGCAGGCUGUAGGAGGGACAGGGAAGGGAGGGGAAGGAGAGCCCCCACCCCCAGUCUGCAGGGUGGUGGAUGAGAGUUCACUGGCUUCCAACCACAUCGGGCUAAGACAAGUGCAGCCUCAGACACUGCCCUUAGAAUCAAACAGGACACUUCACCCUCGCUGUCCCCAGACACUACUGACGACGACCAGCUCUUCAAUCUGCAGAAUGAGUUUCAGCCUUUGAACACCCUGUCCUGACUACUCAUUCAUUCUCACAGCGCCCUGGUUAGAUCAUCAGGGCAGGAGUUCUCACCCCCAUUUCACAGAUGACACGGACACCCAGACAGGCGACUUGCCUUGCCCAGGGUGACACAGAUGGCAAGAGGCCCAAGGGAACGAGAAUCCAGGCUGCUUGUUCUGAGCCUCGGCUCCCUUUCCUUCGGACUCCUCUGCCGGCUGCUGAAAGCGAGGCUCCUGCCUAGCGCACCCAGGCAUUGUAUGAGCCCCUGGGGCUUCAACCAGAACCAGACCUCAGGAUGGAGCUGGUGUCAGGGCUGCGACACCCCUCCCCACACUCUAUGCGACCUGGCAGAAGGCAGGCCUUCUGAAUGGGCCCCUGAGGCUGGAUAGGAGCCCUCAGUUCCUGGACUGCCUGCUUACAGACCAAGAAGCAGGCCUGAGGCUCAUGGAAGAAAGGCUAGGAGCCAGGCCUGUGGGAGUUGGGGAAUGGGGCAGAAUGAGCUAGAAAUGUUAGGCGCAUCCUACUGGGACAUCAUCCCUGGCUGCGCAGCUGGUACUGGUGCCUGUGUCCCAGGUAGUGGAGAUAAAUUAAGGCUGUAGCAAGGACCGCCCCUUCCAGGUAGGGAGUUUGGACCUGGCGGGCCUACUGCCUACCCCGCCUGCAUCCAGAAACCUCGGGCGCAGAGCUGCAGAGGGAGGUGAGGCCCUAGACGCCACUGUUGGGUCCAUAGCUAGAGUUGGCCCCAUGUCUCCGGGCAGCCUCAAGGGGUGGGCAGGGGCGCCUCUUCCCAUUCAAGACUGCCCCCCCGUGUUGUGCCCGUGUCAGCCCUCCACCACGGCUGAGCAAGAUCAGCCCAGGUAUUCGGGGAAGCAGGAGUGGGGGACCCACAGGGCACUUGGCCUUAGCCAAACCCCUGCCACGGGUUCCAGCCUUUGGGAACCCCGAGAGAGGAGCAGUCUAGCCUGUGUGUGAGUCCUGUCUCUGUGUGGAGUUGCUGGCUGGCUGCCCAAGUGCCAAGGAGAAGAAGGCCCGGGCCCCGGGGUGCCCUCUGUGUCUCUGUGUGGGGGUGCGGGGCAGUGUUGGCUGCCUCUGUCCUGUGUGUGACCCUGCCCUCGAGGGGUCCUGUCCCGUCAGUCCCGAGGGAGCCACAACCAAAGUCGCAGGGAGAUGGUGAGGAAGGAGGCCCAGGGUCCUCCACAGAGCACGGCAGACUGCUCGGUCUCCAGCUGGGUGUUUCCCAGGCAGCUGGAAGGCCAGCGUUGCUUCCCCCCUCACGCCCUCCCACUGCAGGCAGCCUCUCUGCUUCCCCAAUGCCUUAUGCCUGGGCACACUGCCACAGAAUAUGCAAUACGUGUGGGUGAAGGCCCCCACGCCCACACCCCACCCCGGGCAGCCCCUGGACCCCAAAGGCUACGGCUGCCACAGCCUCCCUUCCGCCCCUCCUGCCUAUCUGUCUUCACACUGAGAAUGGCGUCUAAUAAAUGCUGUCCAUGGA